Molecule: messenger RNA, 950 nt
Organism: Siniperca chuatsi (mandarin fish)
Lineage: Eukaryota; Metazoa; Chordata; Actinopteri; Centrarchiformes; Sinipercidae
Gene: mgp
Product: matrix Gla protein
Exons: 5
Coding region: 163-516 (117 amino acids)
Cellular component (GO): extracellular region
Molecular function (GO): calcium ion binding
Source: RefSeq, a predicted model, not a curated record
GUGGGUAGAAAUGAAGGGGUGGGGGGAAGAGAGGUGAGUAUAAAAGCCUUGCUGUGAGGAAUUAGGAAAUAUUCCUCGGGAGAAAAUACACACAGAGAGAUAUUUCCAAGACUUCUCACUCCAUAAUAAUCUUUCACGACAGGCAGAUAAACAAGCCCCAGGAUGAGGAGCCUUCUUCAGUUUCUGGCACUCUGUGCUGCGGCCGCUCUCUGCGUCUGCUAUGACUCUCAUGAAAGCACAGAAUCCAUUGAAGAUUUGUUUGUGCCCCCAAACCAAGCCAACUCAUUCAUCACGCCACAGAGGGGCAACGUAUACAGCCCACCCAGAGGGAACGGCCACAACUAUUACAACCUCGUGAGGACGAUAAAGUCUCCAGCGGAGAGGCGUGCAGAGACCUGUGAGGACUACUCUCCCUGCCGCUUCUACGCCUAUCACCACGGCUUCCAGCAGGCCUACCAGAGAUACUUUGGUUCCAGAAAUCAACCCCAGAGACCAGCUGGGGCUCGCCGUUACUAAAACGUAUCUGUCUGUCAAAUGCAGAAUUAUCAUUCAUCGUCUGGAAAUGAAUAGGCGUUCCUUCAUUCCACAUAUCACGACUUUUAUAUAAUUUAUGUAGUUGUUUUUGUGGUGUCUUCAAAAUCCUAGAAGAAAACACAUUUUAGAAACACGGAGGCAUCCAGUGUGGCUCAGAUGUUGCAGCAACCCACCAUUAUACACAUGUAGAAAUUCAUGGCCCAUCUCUUAUGUAAUCUCAGGAUAACUUUUAUCCACUGUUAUCACACCUUCCCAGCAUUUAUGAGCUUUAUGUGCUAUGCUUGAAUGAAGUGUUUUGCUCACUAUCCACAAAGCAGUUCUUACAUUAUCCACCUAUUUAUCCAGGCCAGCACUGCUGUCAGUGAUUAUUCCCAUUGCUUUGGAAAAAUAAAUAAAGUUAUUGGGUUUUGUCUUAA